AUGCUUUUAAAAAGCCAAGUGAUCGAUAAGCUGGCUGUGUUUCACACGACGAAAACUACUCAGUGGGAUCAUCCACUCAUGGCAGAUGUGAUGGACAAGUUGAGCGNUCAUCCACUCAUGGCAGAUGUGAUGGACAAGUUGAGCGACUUAAACCACGUCAAGUAUUCCGCUUAUCGCACCGCCAUGAAAUUGCGUUUGAUUCAGAAGAAAAUUUGUCUGGAUUUGGUGAGUCAUUCGACGGUGGUGGAAGCCUGCGACGCCCACGGGCUGCGGGCCCAAAACGACAAGCUCAUCACUGUGCCCGAAAUGGCGGCCGUAUUGCAUUCUAUGUACCAGCGGGCGGCGGCGGAUGCGCCGUCGGAAAUGGCGGCCUCUUUUAACCCCGUGCUGAACACGGAUCUCUGCAUCAACUACCUCCUCAACGUGUAUGACAGUGCUAGAAACGGACACAUUCGAGUCUUGUCCUUCAAAGUCGGCGUCACGCUCUUGUCCCGCGGACAUGUGGAUGAGAAGUUCAGAUAUUUAUUCCGACUCAUCGCGGAUCCGACUCGACAAGUUGACCAGAGAAAACUUGGGUUGCUGUUGCACGACUGCUUGGAAAUUCCGAAAAUGCUUGGAGAAGCUGCUGCUUUUGGCGGAGCGGAUGUUGAACCCGCAGUACGUUCUUGCUUUUCGGUGCAUGUGCCCAAGUCGAGGCUGCUUUCUGGGGCAGCCUCAGCUGCCACCUUGCCCCCGGGACACACUGGGUCUCUUCCUGGCCACGGCUCCACUGCAUUACAGGCAAGGGACACAAUAGAAAUCGCUCACUUCUUGACAUGGGUGAAGCAAGAGCCGCAAACUUUGGUAUGGGUCCCUGUGCUCCACAGACUGGCGGCUUCGGAGACGGCGAAACAUCAAACCAAGUGCAACGUGUGUCGAGAAUAUCCGAUCGUUGGUUUCAGAUAUCGGUGCUUGAAGUGCUUCAAGUUUGACAUGUGUCAAACCUGUUUUUUCUCUGGUCGGUCAUCAAAGCACCACAAAUCUUCGCAUCCGAUGCAGGAAUAUUGCACAGCAACAACUUCGGGAGAAGACGUUAGAGAUUUUACGCGAACAUUGAGGAAUAAGUUCAAGUCGAAGAGAUACUUCCGGAAACACCCACGGAUGGGUUACCUUCCUGUGCAAUUGGGCGCCGAUGGGAAGCCGCCGUCGGGCGCCACAACACCGGCGACUUCCCGCGGCGGCGGAGCCAAUUCAUCUCUAGGCCAUUCCAUGCAUAUGCACGGCUCAUCGUCGGCGGCGGAGAGCAGUGGCGGCAGUCGAGACGCGUCCCCACUGGCGUCCCCGAGGGCCAUUCACAGCGCCGGCGCCAGUGUGACUGGCAGCAGUAACCAGAGCCCUGCGACACCCCUGCCACCUGCUGAAGUUCACUCCAGGCUAGAACUGUAUGCGUCUCGUCUGGCAGAGGUUGAACUCCGUUCUCAUGCAUCGCCUGUCACUGAUUCGGAAGACGAACACGCGCUGAUUUCUAGAUACUGUCAGUCAUUGGGCCACUUGCGGAGGGAAGACGUGGGCGCAGAAAAUGGUCGAGCAGGAUUGUCGCUGUCCGGCCUGACGGAUGGAAAUCAAGGCAGAAUCAAUCAUUUGCCGCCAUCUGGCGGCGGUAGAAGUCGGAAUAACAGCAACAAUCCCGAGCAGCAGAUGAACAACCGAAAUUUGCGACAGCAGAUUCAGGACAUUCCGUCGCCAACCGAGGUGCUAACUGCGCUGGAAUCUACUCAUCAG
Molecule: messenger RNA, 1761 nt
Organism: Notodromas monacha
Lineage: Eukaryota; Metazoa; Arthropoda; Ostracoda; Podocopida; Cyprididae
Source: the annotation of a GenBank genome assembly